GCUACAUGGUUACAUUUACAGAAAGCAUUCAAUUGUAACUACAACAAUAUCAAGCUGCUCAAUCCUAGCCUUGUAACUGAUGCUAAACUCUAGCCAUAACAGAUCCUUGACAAUAGCAAUAUCAAGCUGGAGAUAAAUCAAUUAAUGGCGGAGACUUGGUUGUUGUAACUGAAGCUUGAUUGGAGGAAGAAUCUGUGGUUCUAACACCCCCCUCAAACUUGAGGGUCCUGGACAUGGGGGUGGUGGAAGAGGAUGAAGUAGCCAUGGAUGACAAGAAAGAAGACACAAAAGGAAGAGGAGGAAAGGACAUACAGAUCCUUGACAACAGCAAUAUCAAGCUGGAGAUAAAUCAAUUAAUGGCGGAGACUUGGUUGUUGUAACUGAAGCUUGAUUGGAGGAAGAAUCUGUGGUUCUAAACAGUUUCAGUGGCACACUUGCACCUGCCCCGAAUGCACGCCUUUAUAAAUAGCAGCUGAAACCACAAUUGGUGAAGAUCAUUUAAUUGCAUCUAAAAUGACAAACACCAGCUUUCAGAACUUUAUCUUUCGUUUCUGUACAAGCCUUCUCAUAAUCACAACCCUAAGCCAUAGCGGGCGUGGGUUGUCAUCGGAGGAACAUGCACCCCUUUUCAUCUUCGGGGAUUCAAUAUAUGAUGCUGGAAACAAUAACUAUAUAAACACUAGUUAUCGGGCAAAUUUCCGGCCAUAUGGUGAAACCUUUUUUAAGAACCCAACAGGAAGAUUUUCAGACGGUCGUCUAAUUUCAGAUUUUAUAGCUGAGUACGCAAAACUACCUAUUAUUCCACCGUAUCUACAACCCGGCAAUCAGCAAUUUACAUAUGGUGCAAAUUUUGCAUCUGCAGGAGCUGGUGCUCUGGUUGAAACUUUCCACGGUUUGGUGAUAGACCUUAAUUCUCAACUUUCAAAUUUUGAGCGAGUUCAUGAGUCAUUGAGGAAGAAUUUAGGGGAUGAAGAAGCCAACACUUUGAUAUCAAGAGCUGUUUACUUAUUUAGUGUGGGAGGCAACGAUUACUCAUACAUAUUCGGGACAAACUCCAGCAUCCAGCAUCCUCACAGGGAAUUUGUAGGAACUGUUCUAGGCAACAUAACUGCAGCGAUAAAAGAAGUAUACAACAAAGGAGGAAGAAAAUUUGGGUUUCUUAACCUUGAUCCUCUUGGUUGUAUACCAUACUCAAGAGCACUUGAGAGGAAACAAAAAGAUGGAUGCUUUGAAGAGAUUACACCGUAUGUAGAACUCCACAAUGAAGAACUUCCCAAACUCCUUCAAAAGCUGGAGACUGAACUCAAGGGAUUUAGAUACUCGCUUUCCAACUAUAAUGAGUUUCUGAGUGAUAGGAUAAAUAACCCUUCUAAACAUGGUUUUAAGGAGGGGAAGGUGGCAUGUUGUGGAAGUGGUCCGUAUAGAGGAACUUUCAGCUGCGGAGGCCAAAGAGGUACUAAAGAGUAUGAUUUAUGCCCGAAUGCAAGUGAAUAUGUCUUCUUUGACUCUGGUCAUCCAACAGAAGGGGUCAAUCAGCAAUUUGCUACGCUAUUUUGGAGUGGAACUCCCAACUUCACGGCUCCUUACAAUCUCAAAGCACUAUUUGAAAGCCCAAUCGGUUUUUAGCCCUAAGCCCAUUUAUAUGUUUUUUAGUUUGUCUAAAUUACAAUAAUUCUUUGUAUUAGGAAACUAAGCACCGAGAAAUUCUUAGGUGGGGGUUUCCCCACCACGUGGCUUUAGGGCCACCCAAUCAGAACAAAGAAAUUUUUUUCUCUUUUCUGAAACUGCCCCUGCUCCCUCAAUGUACAAUACCGAAAAGACCCCCCUGCUAGGCAGUGAUUGGUCUGCCCUAUUGCCACGUGGUGCAAGUGCCCCACGCAAGUCUUUCUCGAUGUGCAUCUAUGUCUCUUUAGCGUCUCUGGAGUAAUACCGAAGGAGGAUAUCCGCUAUCUCUACGUAUUUGAAUGUACAAUGAGUAGGAUUAUGUACGAACCACUUGUGGGUACUACUACUAGCUUAUUGUCUGUCUAUAAAUGACAGCGGAAGAGUAUGUAACGGUUUAUUCUGGCU
Messenger RNA from Rosa chinensis, 2070 nucleotides. RefSeq names its product GDSL esterase/lipase 1. Gene Ontology annotation, biological process: lipid metabolic process. The record is from RefSeq and is a predicted model, not a curated record. Lineage: Eukaryota; Viridiplantae; Streptophyta; Magnoliopsida; Rosales; Rosaceae. The coding region runs from base 514 to 1626 and encodes 370 amino acids. The transcript has 6 exons. Gene Ontology annotation, molecular function: lipase activity.